CAACUUUAUGGUAUUCCAAUGUUUGCUUAUCUAUACCCAUGCCACCAAUUAGCUUUCUCCACUUUCCGUUCUAGGCUCCAGUCAAAACGAUCAAAACCCCCGUCCCCCACCUAUUCUCCAAUUCAGACACUUCUUUUCAUAUGGGUCUUCUCCGGGUGCUCCGACUAGGGAUGUUGAAAUUCCAAACCCUAAUAAAAGGAAUCAGGCGAAAUGAAUUCUAGGUCCGAUUCGAUCAGGGAGACGAAUGUCUCGAGAGAAGCGAGAAGCUCACAACCCAACGACAACAGCAGUCAGGGUAAACCUGCCGUGGGUAAUGAAGAUGAAGUCGAACUCGAAUAUCUCUCCGGAGUCAACUUGGCCUUGGUUAUACUUGCGGUUAUUGCAAUCGCUUUGCUUGUCAUGCUUGAUAUGUCCAUAAUCGCUACGGCAAUCCCUAAAAUCACGAGUGACUUUCACUCUACUACUGGAGUUGGUUGGUACGGGAGUGCGUAUUUAUUAACAAGCUGUACUCUCCAGCCUAUGUCAGGCAAGUUAUAUUCUCGGUUUAAUGUCAAAUAUACAUAUAUCGCCUUCAUCGCCCUUUUCGAGCUUGGCUCAUUAGUAUGCGGUGUUUCAACGUCUUCCAAUAUGUUUAUAGUAGGAAGGGCCAUCGCUGGGAUGGGGAGUUCUGGCGUGUCGAACGGUGCACUCACAAUAUUGUCCGCCUCUAUACCUCUUGAAAAGAGAGCUCUUUACUUUGGCAUUGUGGGAUCAUGUGGUCAAAUAGGCGUUGUGGCCUCACCAUUGAUUGGAGGUGCAUUGACGGAAUAUGCGACCUGGAGAUGGUGCUUCUACAUCAAUCUCCCCAUCGGCGGGCUGGCGGUGCUUUUUCUUCUUUAUAUAUCACUUCCCGAGCACGGUCUUAACAGACCAGAGCAGCGAUUAGAAAUCGCAUUCGCCUCUCUCUUUUCUGAGCUUGACAUCAUGGGUUUUCUCCUCCUCUCCCCGACCCUCGUUAUGUUUCUUCUCGCUCUCGAAUGGGGCGGAACAACUUACCCUUGGAAUACUGCCAUGGUUAUCGGCCUCUUCUGUGGAUCUGCCGGCAAUCUGGUAUUUUUGUUAAUUUGGGAAUAUAGAAAAGGCGACGCGGCGAUGAUUCCCUUGAAAAUGAUCAAACAACGGGUUGUCUGUUUUUCUUCAUUGACCAUGUUCUUCCUCUAUGCGAAUAGCCUGAUCUGUUCUUACUACCUGGCUAUAUACUUCCAAGGAGUGCGAGGCGAACCACCGAUGUAUAGUGGCCUGUAUAUGCUACCGGGUGUCAUUGCUCAAAUGAUCUCUGGCUUUCUAUCUGGCUUAGCGGUCACCCGGCUUGGUUAUUACCUGCCCUCGGCAGUUACGGGAACAGUCUUAGCCGCAAUCGGAUCUGGAUUGAUGAGUUUAUUUACUCCCCAUACAAGCAUGGGUAAAUGGAUCGGGUAUCAAAUAAUCGCCGGUGUGGGGCGUGGUUGUGCUCUACAAAUGCCUCUCAUAGCAGUCCAAAACAAUGUGCCUCCCUCCAAAAUCGCCGUCAGCAUGGCCUUUCUCUAUUUCUGCCAGAACUUCGGUGGGGCAUUGUGGCUUUCCUUCGCUAGCACAGUCUUCAACACCGGUCUUGCAAACCUUCUACCCAUCUACGCACCAGACGUUUCUGUUUCGGAAGUCACGUCGGCUGGUGUAUCUGGAAUGCGAUCGGUGAUCCCGCAUUCUAGUUUGAAUGGUGUGGUUAUAGCUUAUAAUGAUGCUAUUCAGCACGUUUUCUAUAUGGUUGCUGGGACUGCGGGGGCGGCUUUUGUAUUUAGUUGGGGCCUAGGAUGGAAGAGCGUUCAGAAGAGGAGAGCCUAGCCUGAGGUUGAGAGUCUAGUGAUGAAUGUUUUGACAGAUUAAAUUGCGCACGCUCCACGUUGGCGCUUUGUUAUGAUUAUGAGCGAGGUCAUAGGGAGACUUAGUCAUGGCAUCAUCUUACUGUAUCAUGUACUCUAUAUCCGUUCAGUAAUUCCACAACAUCGUGUAUUCCAAUAGAUAUAACAAGGAAUGUCAUGACUGCGCAGAGG
Molecule: messenger RNA, 2069 nt
Organism: Aspergillus welwitschiae
Lineage: Eukaryota; Fungi; Ascomycota; Eurotiomycetes; Eurotiales; Aspergillaceae
Product: MDR family MFS transporter
Exons: 9
Coding region: 211-1860 (549 amino acids)
Biological process (GO): transmembrane transport
Molecular function (GO): transmembrane transporter activity
Source: RefSeq, a predicted model, not a curated record